This is a messenger RNA of Ylistrum balloti, 780 nucleotides long. RefSeq names its product membrane frizzled-related protein-like. The coding region runs from base 1 to 780 and encodes 259 amino acids. Gene Ontology annotation, molecular function: protein binding. The record is from RefSeq and is a predicted model, not a curated record. The transcript has 5 exons. Lineage: Eukaryota; Metazoa; Mollusca; Bivalvia; Pectinida; Pectinidae.
AUGACGGUCACUUUUCUCGUCCGACUGGCCUGGAUUGUCUGGUCAUUCGGAUUGGUCGCCGGACACAAACACGCCAAACAUUGGAAAUCAGAGUUCCUGGAGGACCACUGCAGUCGUAAGAUCAAACUACACUUGUUUCAGAGAUUUGAAUUGACACGUGAUUUGUUCUACAAACAUGGAUGGCACUGUGACGUCACACUGGAGGCACCAGCCCAUCACGUGGUGGCGAUUGCGUUUCAGAAGUUUGAUAUCGGUCGCUCGAAAUCGGUAGUCUGUGAAGACGCCUUACGAAUAUAUGACGGUGAUAGUAUAAGAUCGUCAACAAACAAAGGCCUUUGUGGUCAGAUGAUACCGCAACAUGUCAUGUCCAGUAGUAACACACUGACCCUCAAAUUCAAAAGCCGGUACAUCACGACUGGUGCAGGUUUCACUAUAGACGUCACAACACUUGGAGUUGCUGAAAACGAUAGUGAUUCCAAUCCAGAUUCCAGUUCAUGUCCAGACAACAGUUUCCGGUGCAUGGAAACGUUUUGUCUUGACCGAACUUUGGUAUGUGACGGUGUACCAAACUGCCGCGACAAAUCAGACGAGUCUGCAAACAGCGCAGGCUGUGCAGGGUUGGGAGCUAGUUGGAUCGACUUGAGCGUCGGAGCGAGAGUAGCCAUAUUUUUUGUCGUUUCCUUUCUCCUUAUCGGAAUGUGUGUAAUGAUUAUAUACUGUUUGUGUUGUCCAGCGUCAGCCAAACCUGUGGCCGCUUAUCUAUCCUACAAAAAGAUUUAG